Messenger RNA from Trichoderma asperellum CBS 433.97, 2850 nucleotides. The record is from RefSeq and is a predicted model, not a curated record. NCBI's taxonomy places the organism in Eukaryota, Fungi, Ascomycota, Sordariomycetes, Hypocreales, Hypocreaceae.
AUGUCUGGACUCGAGGCUCUUUCGCUAGUCUGCAGCAUCAUGCAGGUUAUUUCCUUUACCAAAGAGCUCAUCACGACCUGCAAAGACAUUUACGAGGGCCGCGCUACAGCCGAUGAUCAGCUGCAAGAGAACACGGCAUCAAUCAAGAGUUUAUUGGAUGAUAUGAAUCAAUGUUCUGGCUCUGUUCAACAACGCACCCAAAAUGAAAGAGAUCUUCAUGAGAUAGCUCGAAAGUGCAGCAUCGCAGCUCAAGAUCUGGAAACCGAAAUACAGCGACUCACUCGAUAUCAUAAGCCUGGAAAUGUUGUGAAGGCACUUGUGGGAGGAAUCAAAUCGAUUACACGUGAAAGAAAGAUUAAAGAGCUUUCUAAAAGUUUUCGCCAAUACCAAGAAACUUUAGAGACGCAUAUACUGGCUCGUAUAUGCACGAAGACCGAUGCAUUGCAGAUUCAACAACGAGACAAUUUUAAAGAGCUAUCGGGGACUUUGCAGCAUUUCAUUUCCCAGAUCGCAGCUGGUCACACUGACGUGGCUAAUCUUAUAAACCGACACGGAAAUGAAACCAAGCAACAAAUACAACAAUCCGAGAUGGGUGUAAAAACUCUAAUCAACGCGCGCCACGUCGAGGCGGAUAUGGAAGCGAAGCGAAAUCGCCUCCUUCAGAGCCUAAAAUUCGAGUCCAUGAAUGCACGGCGCACUGAAAUCAAGAUUGCAAAUGAAGCGACAUAUGUCUCAUUUUUUAAAUCACUUGAAUUUGAAAAUGAACCGACUUCUGGAUCUGCUGCAGUAGCUUGGGUAAAUUUUGUCAAAUGGCUUGAAUCUGAUGAGCAAUGUUUUUGGAUUCAGGGAAAGCCAGGUGCGGGCAAAAGCACGCUCGUAAAGUUUCUACUUCAACAAGAAAAUACAAAAAAAGCGCUUGAUAAAUGGAACCAUAACUCUAUCAUUGUUUCUCACUUCUUUUGGAAGCCAGGAAAUAUUCUACAGAGAAAUUUCAGGGGAUUGCUGUGUUCUUUAAAUCAUCAUCUUCUGUCAGCCGAACCAAGUCUCAUUGAUCAGAUAUUAUCAGAAUUUAAGUCUACCAGAGAGAACGACUCAAUAGGAGACUGGGAGCUCUCACACUUGAUGGACAUCUUCAAAUACACAUUGGCAAAUUGCAAUAGACCAAUUUUUUUUCUUAUCGACGGCGUUGAUGAAGCGAUUGAUGCAGAGGAAGUUCUCAAAUUUUUAACAUCUAGCAUCACCUUGCGCAACACCAAAUGGUGUAUUUCUAGCCGCGGUGAAGAUAUAUUCCAGCAGGCCUUCUCCGAGUACAAUGGCUUCAAACUCCACGAAUACACUAGAGAUGAUAUGUUCAAUUUUGCUAGGAAAGAGAUUCAACGCACGCUAAGAAGCAUCCAAGAAUAUGAGAAUACGUAUCCAAAGGAUUUUUUGACGGAAUUGCAAUACUCUCUAGUAAAUAAAGCAGAGGGUGUUUAUCUUUGGCUAGUCCUAGCACUUGAAAGUAUCAAAAGAGGACUUCGGCACAACGAUAGGAAAGACGUUAUACUAUCUCGCUUAAGAAAACUGCCAACCGGACUCGAAGAGCUAUAUGCGGAUAUGUGGGGCAGACUAGGUGAAGACAAAGAUAUAUAUCAGAGGGAAGCAGCACACUAUUUCAAUUUACUCAUCAUAUAUCGGACUUUACUUGCAAAGUACCAAAAAGAAUAUACCCCAACUUUCUUCGAAUGGCCUAUGACGCCUUUCCAAAUGAUGCUUGCUCAAGACGAUGAAUUACAACGAAAUUUAUUAGAUCAAUCAUAUGAAUUGCAGCUUUCGAACUUUUGUGCCGGUUUGCGAGUCAGAGAAGAAUAUUCCCAGUUGAAAAAACAUGCUACGAGCAAGAUAGAAUUUAUUCAUAGAACUUUGUUCGACUUUCUGACAGACACGGAAUCCGGAAGGGAUAUUUUGGCACAAGCCCAAGCAGAUCAUGUUCAUGUACAACUUGCAACUAUCAUGCUCUGCCAACUCCGGAUUAUGGAAAAUAUUGUCAGCAAGCCAUAUUUCGUUCAUUAUCAAAGCGAACUGGACAUCGGGGCUUGCUUACAUUAUUUUCGCUGGUUGCUAAGCCAAGCACAGAGAAAGGAUAGUUUCUCACACGAAAGGGUAUAUAAGACUCUACUACCCGCCUUCGAGACUCUCUUCGAAGCCAGUCUUAUACCGUGGGAUCAGCGGCCAAAGAGAUGUCCUAGACCAUGCUUUGACACUCUUCUACUUGACGAUCCUGCCUUCCAGCAAUUCACGAGAGAGCGAUUGAAGAGCAAGGGGGCAUCAUAUGCUACGUGUGUGCUUCGAGAAUGCAUCGUUCUUAGAGAAACUGGGCUCUUUUUAUAUCCUGGUCCCCGUGUUGAUUUGGUGGAAUUAUUUCAUGAUUUGGGUGCUGAUGUAAACUCCACAGACGCUUGCUUUUGCGAGCCACCGGUCGACGUUGGACAAUUCGCUGGAUGCUUCAGGUAUGAAUCAGCAUUGAGCGCGGUUAUAAAGGCAUCUUUUAAUGACAUGCGAGUACAUACAUCAGGUGCUCACGCUGUUUUAUUGAAACUUUUGGUGGCAUUCCUAGAAAAUUCACCCAACCUAGAUACGCACACCUCCUGUCUCUUCACAUCAGACGAGAGUGAAAAUAAAGAUUUGGCUGAAGCCGCCGAUGAUCUUUAUGGGGAUUCUUUUUCUGCAGCUAUUAUUAUGGAGGUAAACUUGAAAUACCUCGUCGAGGUUUUUUUGAGAGGAUUUUCCUCCAAUGAUGCAGCCAUAAAUGUUCUCAGAACCCGUGCCGAGAAGCUGGUUCAGCUAGAGGGCAGCAAAACACUCAAGUAA